GUCAGUUGUUUGAUAAUCGAGAGGCAGUGCGGAACCGUCGCCAAAAAUCGCUGCACCUAAAACUUUCGCACCCCCACCGCCCAACAACCAAAAAGAGCGAAAAGGCUGGAAGAUACGCCACAAGAAAAAGAGAGAACGAGAGAGUGUGAGUGAAAGAGAGAGAGAGCGCUUGUCAAGCGACAAUGAGACAAGAGACAGCAACCGCAACAGAAAUUCCAACAGCACCCGCCCAACACAAGAGCCAAAAAACCGCAAUGCAACAAGUGUUGCAUGUGGCACUGCUGUGCAUCAUUGCCAGCACAUUGAUCCAAUUGCCAAUAGUGGCACAGGCUGAACAACAAACGAAAUCCAUAUCCAGCUCCAGCUCUAGCUUCAGCUCCAGCUCCAGCUCCAGCUCCAGUUCCAGCUCCAGUUCCAGCGCCUCCCAAUCACCGGCCAAAUUGGAGCAGAAUCCAUGCGUGAACAAGGCCAAUUGUCAUGAGUGCAUACAGACCCAGAACUGUGGCUGGUGCAUGAAACCCGAUUAUGGUGAUCGGCCUCGCUGUUUUCUGCACACGCCCAAGGCGGAGGUGUGCCCUGAGGAGUACAUCUGGAAUCCGGAUACAUCGGAGCGUAUAUUGAUCAACAAGGAUUUGACGUUGGCCAGCGGCGGUGCCGCCUAUAUAUCAGGUGGCAGCUACGAGAGCAGUGGACGUCAGCAAAGUUCAUCAUCUGGUUCGUAUAGUGCCUCCGGUUCAAGUUCGAGCUAUGGCUCCAGUUCCAGUUCGGGCUCCAGCUCCAGCUCCGGUUACAGUGCCAGUUCGGGCUCCAGCUUCGGCUCAGCAGCAGUCAGCGGUGCUGCCGCCGCUGGUGAAAUUGUCCAAAUCAAGCCGCAACGCGUCAGCCUCAAGUUGCGCAUCAAUGAGGUGCACAAUCUGGAUGUGAGCUACUCACAGGCCGAAGACUAUCCGGUUGAUCUCUACUAUUUGAUGGAUCUCUCAAAAUCAAUGGAGGACGACAAGGAGAAACUAUCCGCAUUGGGUGACAAGCUCUCCGAAACGAUGAAGCGCAUCACAUCCAAUUUCCGUUUGGGCUUUGGUUCUUUCGUCGACAAGGUGCUCAUGCCUUACGUCUCCACCAUACCCAGCAACCUGUUGGAGCCAUGUCCCAAGUGUGAUGCUCCCUAUGGCUAUCGCAACAUCAUGGGCUUGAGCACGGACACAUAUAAAUUCUCCAAUGAGGUAAAACAGGCUGCUGUCUCCGGCAAUUUGGAUGCACCCGAAGGUGGUUUCGAUGCCAUAAUGCAGGCCAUUGCCUGCCGCCAGCAGGUUGGUUGGCGUGAACAGGCCCGUCGCCUGCUUGUCUUCUCAACAGAUGCCGGCUUCCAUUAUGCUGGCGAUGGUAAACUGGGUGGCGUAAUAACGCCCAACGAUGGCGAAUGCCAUUUGAACGGCCAGGGCAUGUACACGCACUCGAUCAUUCAGGAUUAUCCGAGCAUAUCGCAGAUUAACCAGAAGGUCAAACAGAACGCCAUCAAUAUUAUAUUUGCCGUCACACAGAAUCAGUAUUCUGUCUAUCAGAAGCUAUCCAAUCACAUUGAGGGCUCAUCCAGUGCCAUCUUGUCCAAUGACUCGUCCAAUGUGGUCGAUCUUGUGCGCGAAGAAUACAGCAAAAUUUCAUCGACGGUCGAAAUGAAGGACAAUGCCAUGGGUGAUGUUAAGAUCACGUAUUUGUCCAGCUGUCUCAACGGUGGACCACAAAUCAAAACGAACAAGUGCGAAGGUCUCAAGGUUGGCGACAAGGUCACCUUCACCGCUCAGAUAACGGUCACUAAAUGCCCGGCAAAUCCGAAAGAUUGGAAUCAGGUAAUCCAAAUCUAUCCGGUGGGCAUCAACGAGAGCAUGACCAUUGAUCUGGAGAUGCUGUGCUCGUGCCCAUGCGAGCAUAAGGGCUCCACUGGCUAUCAGAUGCAGUCACCGAUGUGCAAAAACCAUGGCACCUUAAUGUGCGGCAUCUGUGAAUGCGAUGAUCUGUAUUUUGGCAAGGCCUGCGAAUGCUCCAUGUCCGAUACGAAUCUGAACAAUGUUAACGAUAAUAUGUGUCGGCCGGGCAACGAUACGAGCGCCCUCGACUGUAAUGGUCGUGGCAACUGUGUGUGCGGCGCCUGUGAGUGUAUUAAGCGGCCCAAACCCGAGGAGAUCAUCUCUGGCAAAUAUUGCGAAUGCGAGAACUUUAGCUGUGAGCGACGCAAGAAUUUGCUGUGCUCCGGUCCGGAUCAUGGCACAUGCGAGUGCAAUCGUUGCGUCUGCAAGCCCGGCUGGACGGGCAGCAGCUGUGACUGCCAGACCUCCAAGGACACCUGCAUGCCACCGAAUGGCGGUGAACUUUGCUCCGGUCACGGCACCUGCGAGUGCGGUGUCUGCAAAUGCAAAUCGACCGAUGAUGGCCGAUAUUCGGGCAUAUAUUGUGACAAGUGUCCGACAUGCUCGGGUCGCUGUCACGAACUGAAGGAUUGCGUCCGGUGUCAAAUGUAUCACACCGGCGAGCUAAAGAACGGUGAUGAUUGUGCCAAAAACUGUACAACAUUCACGCCCGUCGGCGUUGAGAAGGUCAAGAUUGAUGAGCACAAGGAUGAGCAGCUGUGCGUCUUCUUCGAUGAGGAUGAUUGCAAAUUUACGUUUAAAUACAGCGAAGUGGGUGAACUGGUCGUUCAUGCCCAGGAGGAGAAGGAAUGCCCGCCCAAGGUCUUUAUGCUUAGCAUUGUGCUCGGCGUCAUCGCCGCCAUUGUCCUGAUCGGUCUGGCCAUAUUGCUGCUCUGGAAGCUGCUCACCACCAUCCACGAUCGUCGCGAGUUUGCCCGCUUCGAAAAGGAGCGCAUGAAUGCCAAAUGGGAUACGGGCGAGAAUCCUAUAUACAAACAGGCCACAUCCACCUUCAAGAAUCCCAUUUAUGCGGGCAAAUAAACUGGGAACAUCAGCAGUGCAGCAGCAACCGUUGCCAAUUGUUUUUCAUAGUGAAAUUUUGCCAUUUUAACAAACUGACUGUUUAUAUUUGUUUUUUUUUUGGUUUUUUUUUUUUUUAAUUUCUGUUUCUGAUGUCAACAACUAACUAAUCAACAUCUUCAAUCACUUUCCCCCCGGCCUGCCUGUCCACCCAUUUUCAAACCGGUGAGCGUGCAAAAAGAAAAUAACAACAAGCGAUCAAAUUAUGAAAAACUUGCUUGAACAAAAGUCAAAACUGCCAUUGAAGCGCGCUCUCAACUAAGUCAAAUUUUUGAAAAUCUAUAUACAUAUAUAUAUAUAUAUAAACAUUUAGACAGAAAGGAGAAACGAAUUGUGCCUUGCAAUAUACGUAUACAAUAUAUAUUUUAGAUUUGAUAUAUGUGUACAAAGAAAAAGCCAACAUUUUCUAAACAGCCACACACUAACAAUAACAACAGCAACAGCAAUAACUUAAACGCACAAUACAAUAAUAUACAUAUAUAUUAUGUAAUUUGGAUCGAUGGGAGCAGUAUACGAACCUCCUACAACAGCUAUAUUUUCAAAACUUAAACGAGUACGUCAAAAAUUGUGGCUCUGAUUACAACUAACAAACUGAUCAACGAAUCGAUCAUUUCUAAUCUUUAACCAUGUGUGCUCCGUAAGAGCGAGAGAGAGAGAGAGAGAGAGAGAGAUAUCGAGAGAGAGAAAGAGAAAGAGAGAGAAAGAGAAAGAGAGAGCGAGAGAGAGAGAGAGAGAGAGAGAGCAUUCCAAAAGAACAACAAUUUGAAAGCAGACAAUUGUUAAAAGUAAACAAAAUCACAUCAAGUGUUUGGAUAGCGUUUCGAGAGGAGCACAUGUGUUAUAAUUAUGAAUUUUAUUAUUAUUAUUUGUAUUGCUUUUAAUUUGUUUAACACUAGUAUUUGGCACAAGUUUCGCCUGAAUACUACUACCACGUUUCUGAUCGCUUAAUUUAUUAAUGUUCAUGCAAAGUAGCAAUUUAUUUAUUUGCAAAACGAUCCACAAGCAAAAAAACAAUGAAAGAAAAAGAGAAAAACUGGAAGAAAAUAACCAAACACUGAAUUUAUGUCAAUUCAACUAAAAACAAAAAAAAAAAAACAAACAACUGAUUUGUGUUAACUUUAAUGGACUUACGCCCACUUUUUGUUUGCCGUCAAUAUUUCGUGUUUUUUCCUACGUGUAUGUUUUUUUUUUUUAAAUAUUAUUUUAAAUCUAACUUUACAAUUAAUAUUUAAGCGUAUUAACAUUUAAGCUUGUAAUUGUUAUUAGUGUAGGAGCGAAAAUGCUAAACAUGAAGAGGAAAAAAAUACUUAAACAAAACCACAAAUUGUGCGUCGAUUUUUUUUUUAUUUAUGAACGGCAGAAGCGUUCGAUUUUCUUUUUUUUUUAGAAAUCGUGCCUUUCAAGUUCUUGAUUAAUAAUAGAAUAUUAAUGCUACUAUAAUAAAAAGCCAACAUAUUUUUGCGAAUUUGUACUGAUUACUGAUUAACAAACACAAAGAUGAAAUGAGUGUGUAAAACAAAAAAAAAAACAGAAAAGUAAAUAAUUGUUUAUGAUUAC
Molecule: messenger RNA, 4538 nt
Organism: Drosophila grimshawi
Lineage: Eukaryota; Metazoa; Arthropoda; Insecta; Diptera; Drosophilidae
Gene: mys
Product: integrin beta-PS
Exons: 8
Coding region: 183-2942 (919 amino acids)
Biological process (GO): cell-matrix adhesion; cell adhesion mediated by integrin; integrin-mediated signaling pathway
Cellular component (GO): cell surface; focal adhesion; integrin complex
Molecular function (GO): integrin binding
Source: RefSeq, a predicted model, not a curated record